This is a messenger RNA of Arabidopsis thaliana (thale cress), 321 nucleotides long. RefSeq lists its product as uncharacterized. The record is from RefSeq and is marked reviewed. NCBI's taxonomy places the organism in Eukaryota, Viridiplantae, Streptophyta, Magnoliopsida, Brassicales, Brassicaceae. The transcript has a single exon. Bases 1 to 321 code for a protein of 106 amino acids.
AUGAAAAAACACCCGAAUCUUCUUCUUGGUUUCAGCGUCUACCUUUCAGCUGGGACUAAGCUAACCAUCCCUCCCGAGGCUGAGCAACAUACUGCGCCAUCUGAUAAUAACAAACGAAAACGUGCUAAGUGUGAUGAUCCAUCGAUGAUCAAGAUUACGUCUGAAAAUAACAAAAGAACACGUGCAACGUGUGAUGAUCCAUGGAUGAUCACGAUAACGUCUGAUAAUAACAAAAGAAAACGUGCUAAGUACUGUGAUGAUCCAGAUUAUGAUCCGGAUUAUGUGAAGAAGCUUAAGGUAUAUAAAGUGCUCAAAUUAUAA